This is a messenger RNA of Poecilia reticulata (guppy), 973 nucleotides long. NCBI's taxonomy places the organism in Eukaryota, Metazoa, Chordata, Actinopteri, Cyprinodontiformes, Poeciliidae. The record is from RefSeq and is a predicted model, not a curated record.
CUGAAAUGUGUUUAUGGUCAUGAUUUAGUUUCAUCUAAUUGUGUUUUCUUCCCUCUAAGGUGUGCGUCCCAAACAUGUGGACAUGGAGAUUUGCAUCAUGAGGAAACUGGUUCACCAUAAAAACAUCCUCCAGCUUCUGGACUGGAACACGAGUGAACAGCCCUACAUUCUGAUCAUGGAGUAUGUUAGUUAUGGCACACUGAGGACCUUCCUCCAGACCAACAGGGUCCACCUCAGUGCAGACCCAGAGCUGCAAAGCCUCCUCACUAUUGCUUCCUACCACAUCGCCCUGGCGAUGCAGCACCUGCGCUCCAAAAUGAUCGUUCACUGUGACUUAGCUCUGAGGAAUAUUAUGGUCAAUAAGUUUCCUUGGGAGGUGAAAUUAGCAGAGUUUGGUCUGGCCCGGGACCUGAGCCGCAUGGCAAGCCGCCACAGCAGCCGUUGGAGGAGUCCACGACCACGCGUGCCGCUGCGCUGGUACCCCCCUGAGUACUUCAAGAGCAACUACUACAGCUUCAAAGGAGAUGUAUGGGCGUUUGGCAUUGUACUGUGGGAGAUGCAGACAUUUGGUACAUUACCAUACCCCAACCUGGAGACAUCAGAGGAAGURGUGUUCCACAUYUGCAUGGGUCAUAAGAACACAAAGCCUGAAGGAUGCAGACCAGAAAUGCUUCACAUCAUGCGUGACUGCUGGCAGGAGCCUUACACCCUGAGGCCCGCCUUCAAGGACAUCGUAUCCAUGCUGGAGAACAUCAUAGAAGAUGAUGCAGAUUAUGUGGAUGUGGAGAGUCCGCAAAAUUUGGCUAAAGAUCGGGCAGAAUAUCAUGAAGAUAAAAGUCUGCGAGGGAGUCUCGUCUUGAAAGAAGAACAUCACGUUUAAAUAACAUAUAUAUCAAGGCUGUGUUAAUAGAAGAGAUGUGCCGAUCAGGUUUUUUCCUGCCGAUUCCGAUCACCCAUGAGGGCCAAUCACCGA